Molecule: messenger RNA, 1569 nt
Organism: Stylonychia lemnae
Lineage: Eukaryota; Ciliophora; Spirotrichea; Sporadotrichida; Oxytrichidae
Source: the annotation of a GenBank genome assembly
AUGUCACAGAAAAACUCCUCAUCACCUGUAAAAGGCCAAGAACAACUAAAAAAAUCAUCAAGCUAGAUGGAUGUUUCUCAAAGAAGCACUAUGUAGUAGAAAAAGAAUAGCUAACCAAAGUUUCUACCAAUCUAUUUGAAUGAGGAAACUUCUGGAGAUAUGAUGAGAAUUGAGCAGAGAAUUUUCAAUUAAGAAGGAGCUGAAAACUAUGCAUAGAUAAACUCUAUAGUUAAUUACUUAAGAAAAUACAGAUAAAAUGAAGAGAAGAGGAAAGAAAAGCGCGAAAGUGAAAAUAGCAAAUCUCCAAUUAACGCUGGAGCACACACUUUUAUAAGAGAUCCUAAAAGCCUAAAUGUGAAUAAUCCACGAGUAAAUGUUACAACAGAUUAAGACGGAAAACCUAUAGUUUUCAAGAAUUUGAAUACUGAUCGUUUGCCCGCCAUCUAGGCUCAAGUUACUUAAGUAAAAUAAAAGGAUCUUUAGGACAAGAAACUUAGAAAUAUUUCUAAUUAAUAAAUAAGGUCCUUAAAGGGUUCUAAAAGUUAAAGAUAGCUAUUAAAUAUAACUAAAUAGCUUGAUCCAUACUAUUCAAAAGUAGGAUUGGUAGAAAAGGCAGAUUCUCAAAAUCUAUUAUCAGAGCUCAAUAUAAAGCCUCACUUAAUGAAGAAUAGCUUUAUGGAUGAAGCAAAUUAAACUUCUUUAACUUAGCAUACUAAUCUUAAGACGUAAAAGAUUAGCAAAGAAGCCAAGGAUAUUUUAGAUAUCCAAUAAAAACUGUACUAAGUGCCGCCGAAUUAGAUGACUUUAAAUGACUACAAAAGAAACCAGUAAAAAUUCAUCAUUGAUAUGACCAAAGUAAAUCCAGAGAUGGACCAAAAUCUCUUAAUGAUUCAAGAAAUCAAUAAAUAGAUAGAUACCUUAGUGUUUACAAAUGAAUAGGAUGGAUUAAAAAUCAGUUUAGUAUAAGACAACAAUUUCGAAAAUUUGUAACAAGAGAGUAAGCCAAAAUUCAAAUCUAAGUACCUUAGGAAUAUGACUAACAAGGAAUAGAUAACCAAAAACUAGAAUGUUGAUAUAUUGGACUUAUUCAAUGAUUAAUAAGUGUCAAGAAAUAAUAGACUAAAUGGCGAUGAUAGUCAAAGUAGCAUUGUUUUCAACAAAUCUAUAAUAGACACUGAAACAAAAAAUUAAACUUCUAUGCUCCCCUAGAUAAAAUCAUCUAGAAACCAUAGAAUUAAUGCCAGUUAAUCAAAUCUUCCUCCACUUAAAGAUGAUAAAUUUAAGUUAAAACAGUUAGUGGACAGAGUUACUUUCGGGUAACAAUUAUACGAGUAGGAUUAAAAUAGAUAGCAAUUUACAGCUAAAAAUGACAUGAAUGACUAAGUGGCAAAUCAGACAUUUGGAUUUUAGUUUCCUAAGAAAUCAUUUGCAUUAAACUAGAAUCUUGCAGAUUUCAUGAAUAAGAGUAGCAACUAAUAGGAUUAACCUGGUAAAAUUGGUUAGCUAAUAUCUCUUCGAAGGAAAGCAAGCUAAAGCCAGCUUAAUAAGGGAAUGAGAACUGCAAGAUGA